Strongylus vulgaris is the source of this 303-nucleotide messenger RNA. The record is from the annotation of a GenBank genome assembly. Lineage: Eukaryota; Metazoa; Nematoda; Chromadorea; Rhabditida; Strongylidae.
AUGUCCUCGUGUAGUGGCAUGUAUGCCGAUGUUGGAGUCUGCAGCAGAAGCCCCUUAAACUUUCAGUCGACAACUGGGUAUCAGGGGGAUCCCGAAGCUCUUCUGUUCAGAGAUCGAAUACUUCGAGCUCAUCGUGCAAAUCGUCACAAGGCAACAGUGUUGACUGAGUACUGUAAGAGUUGGCAGCCGAAGCAAGUCGAAUACAAAACGCAAUGCAGGUGGUCGCCAGUCAUCAGCCUUUUGCUCUUACUAAGCACAGAAGAAGCACUAAUUCAAACAGGAGUACCGGCCUCUUAUACGUAA